Molecule: messenger RNA, 685 nt
Organism: Drosophila obscura
Lineage: Eukaryota; Metazoa; Arthropoda; Insecta; Diptera; Drosophilidae
Exons: 2
Coding region: 38-523 (161 amino acids)
Source: RefSeq, a predicted model, not a curated record
UUUCAGUUGUUGACGUGGAGGAGUAUCAAGGAUUAUAAUGAGAAUGAAUUACUCGAAUCAUUUGUUCAACAUUAUGCUUGGCCUUAUCUAUUUGGCUGCCGUUGAUUCCCUGGCGGAUACUGAGCAACAGUCGUGUGUCACUUCAAGCGAUCUGGAAGAUCAGUGCGGUUUCGUUUGCUAUCCCAUUGUUAAGCCCCUGCUUCAGUACUUGGAAAGGUGUCAGGAAAACGAUUUGAAAAUUUACAAACUUGAGGAAAAGGUACGAAAGCAAAGCGAUGAGACCAUAGAGUGUAAAAGUGAAGCAAAGAGGCUUAGUCAGCAGUUUGAAAACAACUUUUGUGACCUGAAUAGUGUACUUGAUGGUGUCCAAAAUGUGCAAUCUAAACUUAAUUCCGAGCUAAAAUAUUUCCACGAAGAUGUGCACGAAGAAAUCGAGAAAUUGAAGAAACAACUGGCGAGCAAGGAUGAACUAUUAAAACAACAGGAAAUAAACAUUAACGAAAAGUAUAGGAAACUAAAAUAGCAGGAGGAAAAUAUUGCGCAGAUUCUGGAGCAUAGAGGGUCAAAACCCCCUGCCAGGCAUUAGUUUUAACUAUUUUUAAAACUAUAAACAUAAACAAAACUAGUAUAAAUACACCGGAAAAAAAUAAAAGAUCUAAGAUCUAAAUCUAUUAAAAUAUAGUGA